This is a messenger RNA of Aspergillus aculeatus ATCC 16872, 813 nucleotides long. RefSeq names its product rho GDP-dissociation inhibitor. Lineage: Eukaryota; Fungi; Ascomycota; Eurotiomycetes; Eurotiales; Aspergillaceae. Gene Ontology annotation, cellular component: cytoplasm; membrane; cytosol. The record is from RefSeq and is a predicted model, not a curated record. Gene Ontology annotation, molecular function: protein binding; Rho GDP-dissociation inhibitor activity. The coding region runs from base 12 to 605 and encodes 197 amino acids. Gene Ontology annotation, biological process: Rho protein signal transduction. The transcript has 4 exons.
CCACCACCACCAUGCCUGAACACGAAGACGAUCUCACUGCCACCAAGACCGAGGGCUUCAAGGUCGGCGAGAAGAAGACCAUCAACGAGUAUGCUGAGCUUGAUAAGGAUGACGAGGCCUUGAAUCGGUGGAAGGCCUCGCUCGGCCUCAACUCCGGCACCCCGAUUGGCGACCCCAGCGAUCCCCGCAAGUGCAUCAUCAAGUCCCUGGCCCUGGAGGUCGAGGGCCGCUCCGACGUGGUGAUCGACCUUUCCGCCCCCGGCGCGCUGGAGGGGCUCAAGGACCAGCCUUUCAAGAUCAAGGAGGGCUCCACCUUCCACAUCAAGGUCGUCUUCCAAGUGCACCACGAGGUGCUCAGCGGUCUCAAGUACCUGCAGGUCGUCAAGCGCAAGGGUGUCCGGGUCAGCAAGGAUGAGGAGAUGCUGGGAAGCUACGCCCCCAACACCACCGACAAGCAGGUCUACGAGAAGAAGUUCGCCGCCGAAGAAGCCCCCUCGGGAAUGCUGUACCGUGGCCACUACAACGCCAUCUCCAAGUUCAUCGACGACGACGACCACACUCACCUCCAGUUCGAGUGGUCAUUUGACAUUGCCAAGGACUGGUAGAUCAUCUUCGUUCUUGUUUUCUUCUCCCUUGUCUGUGUUCUCUUUUCCUAUGAACCUACGAUCAAAGAUCCACCCCCAUCUUUUUUUUUGUCCCAUGGGGCCAGCAUAACUAUUUCUUGCCAGUAUUUACAAGCGUUGGGACGCAUUUGUUCACACACAUCAUCUGAGUGAAAUCUAUUCGAUUUUCCAUAUAUAUAUUCUACUUUUC